This is a messenger RNA of Lactuca sativa (garden lettuce), 1939 nucleotides long. RefSeq names its product pentatricopeptide repeat-containing protein At1g10270. The record is from RefSeq and is a predicted model, not a curated record. NCBI's taxonomy places the organism in Eukaryota, Viridiplantae, Streptophyta, Magnoliopsida, Asterales, Asteraceae. Gene Ontology annotation, molecular function: protein binding.
CCAAAUUUCCCAUCCACACUCCAACCAUGACGGUGGCUCGAUUAAUCCUUCGCUCCCUCCGCCGUCCCGCAUCUCUCCGCACCACCACUACCACCAGCAUAACCGCCGCCAUAAACCCUCAAUCUCUACCACUCCAGUCUCAAACAACAAACCUUAACAUCUUAAUCCCUCUUAGAACCUUCGUCCUUUCUUCCGCCGUAGAACAACUCGACCCUAUUAAACCUGAUUCUUUAACUGAUCUCGAUCAUGGACCUCGACUCAGUCUCCACAACCGCGUCCAAUCGCUAAUCCGAGCUGGUGAUCUCGACAACGCCUCUGUUGUUGCUCGACACUCACUUCUUUUCAGCAUACGUCCCACCGUUUUCACCUGCAACGAAAUCAUCGCCUCAAUGUAUCGUGCGAAGCGGUAUUUAGACGCCAUAGCUCUUUUCAACUACUUUUUCAAGCAAUCGAACAUAGUUCCUAAUGUUGUUUCCUACAAUUUCUUGAUUGUAUCCCACUGUGAAAAUGGAGAAGUUGAUAAAGCCCUACAAGUCUACCAACACAUUAAGGAUAAUGCUCCCUUUACUCCCUCUCAAGUUACUUUUCGUUAUUUAACCAAGGGUCUGAUUGAUGCUGGGCGUAUUGAUGAAGCAGUGAGCUUACUAUGGACAAUGAUUUGGGAUGGCAAAGGGGCUGACUCUCAUGUCUUCAACAACAUCAUAUCUGGAUAUCUGAAUUUGGAUAAUCUGGAAAAAGCCAAUGAAUUCUUUGAUGAACUUAAAUUCAGUUGCAGGGUUUAUGAUGGUAUCAUCAAUGCAACCUUCAUGGAGUGGUUCUUCAGUAAAGGAAAACCAAAAGAAGCCAUGGAGUCUUACAAGUCUUUGUUAGAUAAAAAAUUCAAAAUGGUUCCUGCUACAUGUAAUAAGCUAUUAGAGGUUCUUCUCAAGUGGGAAAAGAAACCAGAGGCCGAAGCUUUGUUCAAUAGCAUGUUAGAUACACACAACCCACCUGUUUUCCCAGCAGUAAAUUCUGAUACUUUCAAUAUCAUGGUGAAUGAAUGUUUCAAAAUGGGGAAAGGGUCAGAAGCUUAUAGUGUUUUCAAAAAGGUUGGUAAAUCACCAAAGUCAAAGAAGCCUUUAAUUGACAUGGAUAGAGAGAGGUACACUGAUAAUGGCAUUAUUGAUAGUGUUUUCAAGAAGAUUGUUAACGCACCAAUGGCUAAGUCUUUUUCAAUGGAUACAAUGGGUUAUAGUAAUAUCAUAAUGAGGUACUGUGAGAAUGACAUGAUAGAUGAUGCAGAAAAAAUGUACGUGGAAAUGCGUAUGAAGUAUUUAUCACCUGAUGUCAAUAUCUACAAGACUUUGAUUGAUGCUUAUUUUAAUGCUGGAAGAAUUGAUAAAGCUAUUGAGAAGUACACGAUGAUGGUGGAUGAUGGUUUGAGAGUGAUUCCUACUAAUGCUAACAAAUGGUUCUCUAAUAUGAUUGAGAAUGGAAAGAUUUUGGAGUGUGAGCCAAUUUUGAGUAAAAUGGGUAAAAGAGACCCGAAACCAGAUGCUACUACUUAUGAUAUUGUGAUAAGAGCAUGUUGUGGAGCUUUAUGUUAUGAGAGGGCUUUGUUUUUGUUGCAACAAAUGGUUGAUUAUGAUGUUGGGAUUGCCCCUAUUCUUGGGGAGUAUGUUUUAGAGGUGUUUGGUAAGAUGGGGCGACAAAAUGAGAUUUAUUUGCUUCUAAAUGCAAAAUGCUCUGGUUAUAAAGAAAAUAUGUCGCCUUUUAAUGCACAAGAAUAUAUGGUGGUGAAACCUGAAUAGUUAUAGAUUGUAGAAUGAAUAUUGAACCUCAAAUUGUGAAUGGGUACGAACAGAAGCAUCGGUUUUUUUUUCUUCUUUUGUUAGGACUUAGGACAUAAAAUUGAAGAUUAUAAUGGUACAUUAUUAUGAAAAAAAAUUAUUGCAUGGUU